Messenger RNA from Ogataea angusta, 2196 nucleotides. RefSeq lists its product as uncharacterized. NCBI's taxonomy places the organism in Eukaryota, Fungi, Ascomycota, Pichiomycetes, Pichiales, Pichiaceae. Gene Ontology annotation, molecular function: ATP-dependent H2AZ histone chaperone activity. Bases 1 to 2196 code for a protein of 731 amino acids. The transcript has a single exon. The record is from RefSeq and is a predicted model, not a curated record. Gene Ontology annotation, biological process: chromatin remodeling. Gene Ontology annotation, cellular component: Swr1 complex.
AUGUCUAGUACCAACCCCAGUUCUUCGUUCGAGGCUGGAGUGACAACCCCAACGACUGAACACAAGCUCAGUCGGUCUAAUAAUGUUAUUUUGAUUGAACAGUCCGAAGUGAUAGACAAGGAGGCAGCAUACAAACAACGUCUCAAUAGACCGUUCAAAGUCGUACAAAAUCUUCCAUUGUCACAGCAGGAACCAGAUUAUGAACAACUAGACAACCCUCUCUCGAUCAGAGACUCCGCUACUCUAUAUAACUCGCUGAUAGUGUCUCGUCAUCACUGGCUCCAUAAUGUUUUUAAGACAUUUUGGACUAGACGAGAACAAUAUAUGACUCCUGCAGAUGGCCGAAAAAAAGACCGACUCAGCAAGAUGUGCGACAUGAAGCUUGUUGCCGGACCGCAUACAUUUGAGAUUAGGCUAUUUAUCCUUAAAGAGGAAGAGAAGGAAAAACGUUAUUUCGAAGAGUUGGAACGCAAAAGAGAGGAAAGACAAAAACUUCGAGAUGAAAGGCUGAGUAAGCCUCUUGAUCCGACUAAAAUCAGCUCAGAAACACCAGUCAAGAAGGAAUCUUCUGUUAUGGCCCCGCCAUCCAAGGCUGUCAAGCAACCGUCAACUCCUGUUUCUCUUCCUCAGCCUGCACCUCCAAAACCAGUUGAGGACGGCAAAUCUAACGAUCUCAUGGCCAACCCAGAAAACGCAAUGAUGAUUCAAAACCUGAAUCUUAUUGCUCGCUCAGAUUCGCAUCUCAGCUCUCUAAUGAAAAUUGUUGCCUCUGGUCACGCUUCCGGUGAUCAGAUAGCAGAAUUUCAACGCUAUAUUCAAAGAGCUCGUCAAAUGGGGAAUCCAGCAGGCUAUUUUCAAAAAAUUCAGCAACAAGUUGAGGAUAGACAGAACGUUUUUCGAAGAAGCCAGGAAUCUGCGAAUAGUGAGCGUAGACAGCUUACUAGAGAGGAAAGAGAACGCCUUAAACAAGAAGAAAAGGAGAGGAAAGCCAAGGAAAAGGAAGAAAAGAAGAGGAAGAAACAGCUGCAGAAAGAGCAGGAGAGACUGGAGAAGGAGAGAGAAAGACAAGAGCGCAAAGAACGUAAGGCACGGUUGGAAAGAGAACGUCAGGAACGGCAAAAAUUGAACCUUGGGCCUAUAGAUUUUGGCGACGAAUUUGAAAUGGAUAAGGAACGAGAAAGAAGAGAGAAGAGAGAGAAGAAGCGACAGGAGGAGAAAGCGAAAUUGGAGAAGUUGCUUGCUGGAGACGACCGGCUAACGGCUUUUCAAGAGAGGUACACAAAAGACGCAACGCUGAUUAUCGAGUUCCAUGAAAAUAAUUCCUCUCGAUUUUAUUUCCCCAAGGACUCAAUCAUCGAAAUUAUUGACGAAAGGGACAAAGCCGAUGAUGAGAACGGUGACCAUCCACAGGACGGUAACUCAAAGGAAGGCUCGCUCAAACCGGCAGUGUCCGCCUCUCCUCCUCCUUCAGCAUCAUCUUCGGAUUUGUCAAAAAAAUACAGGAAAUUGUUUGUUGAAUUACUGAUUUCUUUUGUUAUGGUUCACAAUCAAUCAGAGAUUGAUGCCUAUGAAUUGCGCAAAAAGAGGGAGGAGGAAGCAAAAAUGAAAGCAGAAAAUGAAAAGGAAGAACGUGAAAAACAAUCAGAGGAAAGUGUUGAGAUAAAAGAGGAGGACGAAGAGAAUGAGGAAAUUGAGAUCGAAGAAGCUGAAGAAGCGGGCGAUAAAAAGAAGUCUACUAAAAAGAAGAAAAGGACUAAACGGAAUUGGGGGCCGGCAAAGAGAAAAACUAGAACUUCCAAGCAGGUCAAUGACGAAGAUUUGGAACCUCAGGAUCUGGGAGAUGAAGAUGUCAAGCCUGUCCCAAUCUACUCGACCAGUACUUUGAGAUUGGUGGAAGUUCCGUACAAAUUUGCAGAACUGAUCAAGAAUAGUGCUAAUCCGCUUCCAGAGGUUCAGCAAAAAAUGAAGGAUAUUUUUGCCACUGGCCAGAGGCUUACCAAGUAUCAUGUUUGGUACCAGCUUGACGGCCUUAAGGACGAGCUGCUGGCCGAAACUUUGCGUUUCAAUUUGAAUCGCCUCGAAUACAUCAGUGGAGGUGGUAAAUUAAAAGGAAAGGCGAUGUUGAAGCGUAUCGUUGAAAAGUCGGGUUCCGAGGCCGAAGUGAGCAAUAAACGGCAACGGCGGUCUCAACUUUAG